Phascolarctos cinereus (koala) is the source of this 4131-nucleotide messenger RNA. It is a transcript of the gene DEPDC1, whose product is annotated as DEP domain containing 1. The record is from RefSeq and is a predicted model, not a curated record. Gene Ontology annotation, biological process: intracellular signal transduction. NCBI's taxonomy places the organism in Eukaryota, Metazoa, Chordata, Mammalia, Diprotodontia, Phascolarctidae. Gene Ontology annotation, cellular component: transcription repressor complex; nucleus.
GUUGGUGCCGCGGCUGGAGGGGGUGGCGGAGGCCGAGGAGGCUUCGCUGCUCGGGCCCCGGGCGCCGCCAUGGGGGGAGGCCCGCGGCGCUAGCAGAGCCCGGCGGGGAGCAUGGAGAGCCGGGGGGUGACCACGGGGCCCUAUCGGGCCACCAAGCUGUGGAAUGAAGUUACCACCUGUUUUCGAGCAGGAAUGCCUCUAAGGAAACACAGGCAGCACUUUAAAAAGCAUGGCAACUGUUUUACUGCCUGUGAAGCGGUAGAUUGGCUGUAUGAACUAUUAAGAAGUAAUAGCAAUUUUGGUCCUGAAGUUACAAGGCAACAGACUGUUCAGUUGUUAAGAAAAUUCCUCAAGAAUCAUGUAAUUGAAGAUGUUAAAGGAAGAUGGGGAUCAGAAAAUCUUGAUGACAACAGUCAGCUCUUCAGGUUUCCUACAACUUCUCCGCUUAAAAGUGUACCACGCCAUCGUCCAGAAUUGAGAAAAAGCAGUUUAGAAAAUAUUUCUAAAGAGAAAGAAAGUAUCUUUAAGUUACGACAUUUAUCUCGGAGAACUCCUAAAAAGCAUGUCUAUCAGGAAAUUACAGAAAAUGUUAAAAUUGAAACUGGAGAUGAAAAUAAAGAAAACCCGGUAGAGGAAAGGGAAAUAAGCCAAGAAGAUGUCGAAGAAAUGUGGAGACACAUUAUUUUGAUGCACUUACAAACCAUUUUAGGUACGCCAUCUUUAGAAGAAGUCCUGGAUCCAGCGCAAGUAAUACCUCAGUAUAUAACAUAUAACAUGGCCAACACGAGCAAACACGGAGUAGUUGUACUGCAGAACAAAGCUGACGACCUUCCUCACUGGGUACUAUCUGCUAUGAAGUGUCUAGCGAAUUGGCCAAGAAGUAAUGACCUGAGCCAACCAACUUACGUUGGAUUUGAACGAGAUGUAUUCCGAACCAUUGCUGACUAUUUUCUAGAUCUCCCAGAGCCACUACUUACUUUCGAAUAUUAUGAGUUAUUUGUUAAUAUAUUGGUUGUCUGUGGCUACAUCACGGUUCCAAAUAGAACCAGUGGAAGACAUAAAAUCCAAGAUGAUCCACAGUCUUCAAAAGCCCUCCAUGUAAACAGUAUGAACUCUUUCAAAUCGACUGAGUGUCUUCUUCUUAGCCUACUUCAUAAAGAGAAGCAUAAGGAAGAAUCAGAAAUCCCUGAUACUCUUCAUGUAAAUGAGAAGGAAUUGAAAACCCAGUGCACUGAAAAGCUGCCACUUUGUGAUCCGAGCAGCGGAAGAUCCAGGGCUAAUGUCUUCAUUGGAGGAAGUUGUCAGAACCUCAUGGGUUUGAAAAAUGAACCUGUCUUGCCUUUAUCUAAGCUUAAGCCAAGGUACUAUUCUUUGGAAAGAAUUGUAGAUACUUCAGAGCUUGGUAGGACAGAAGGUCUGAGCUUCUUAAAUUCUGCAUCUGAAGAGAGCUCCAAACUGGCUACUUGUUCAGACGGAGAGAGUUCAAAGUCAUCCUGUGCUGCUUUUAAAAGAACUUGUACAGUAACUGUUCAUGACCAGGAGGAAUCAUGCAAUGGGAAAGUCAAGUUGAAACAGCUGUGUCGGUCUCAGAGUCUGCUUUUCAGUAAUCCUAGAAGAAGCAGUUGCCGCAUCAAUCUGCCUGUUGCUGAAAUUACCAUGAGGCCCGAUUGUGUGGGUCACCUUGGACAAAGCACCACAGAUGCGUCUGUCGCCAUGGAGAGUGAGCCUUGGGAUUCCAGAACCACAAGCAGGAAAAGACUCUGCCAGAGUACCUUAGAGCUCUCAGGAGAGUCUUUUCCUUCAGAUUCUUCUGUGCUGACUGUCACACAGAGUUUACUGCAGCCUCAUUUAGAGAGAAUUGCCGUUGAUGCCCUGCAGAUAUGCUGCUUGUUGCUUCCUCCGCCAAACCGGAGAAAGCUCCAGCUUCUCAUGAGGAUGAUUUCUCGGAUGAGUCAGAACGUUGACAUGCCAAAACUUCACGAUGUGGUGGGAACAAGAUCGCUCAUGAUCCAGACGUUUUCCCGAUGCGUGCUGCGCUGCGCUGAGGAAGUCGAUCUCGAUGAGCUGCUCGCUGCACGACUAGUUUCCUUUCUGAUGGAUCAUCAUCAAGAAGUUCUUCAAGUGCCAUCCCACUUGCAGGCCGCCGUGGAGAAGCACCUGGAUGACCUGAGGAAGGGCCACAUUACGUGUCCUGGGGAUGAGCUGAUUGCUGCUUUGCCAACUUACUCCUACUGUAAGCAGAUAAGCACCCAGGAAUUUGAUGAACAGAAAGUUUCUACCUCUCAGGUUGCAAUUGCAGAACUUUUGGAGAAUAUUAUCAAAGAUAAAAGCUUACCUCUAAAAGAAAAAAAGAAAAAAUUAAAGCAGUUUCAGAAGGAAUAUCCCGCCAUCUACCAGAAGAGAUUCCCGACGACAGAAAGUGAAGCUGCGCUGUUUGGUGACAAGCCGACAAUCAAGCAACCGAUGCUAAUUUUAAGAAAGCCAAAGUUCCGCAGCCUUAGGCACUAACCGAUUAUCAGAUGCUGUUAAAUGGAGCCAUAUACUGAAGGACGUAACGUUAAGGCAAUCUGCCUUUCCUGUCUUUUCCCACAAUUGGCGUGUUACAGACAUAGAAAGGUUCCAAAGUAGGCAGUGCUUCCUCUGGAAGAUCACAUAGAACGCCAUAGGUCUCGAUGGAGAACAAGUGAAGAAUGAAGGCACCAUUAGUAACCAGAAGUAUUCUGAGCAUCUCCUGCAAACGACUGGAAAAGCCAUGACCGUGCGUGCUGCAGCUCGACGCACUUGACUCGAGACGAGCUCGGGAUUCUCUGAAAAGAUUUACCCGUGUGUGCUGUGCGGGCGUGUCGCGACACGGAGUUGUAGGUGAUUAGGGUUGCCGGUUAGUCAUUUAGUCCAAGGAUAGCUUGGUGAGGAAUUGUUAUAAACUCCAUUAUUUAUAUAUUCUGCUAUGUUUUGCACUCAUAUAUUUUUCCAUAUUUUUUAUAUAUCUGUAUUUGUUUAAAAGUUGAAAACACAAUAUAACAUUUCACUUGUUUUCUGACACAUUUACUGUAUUUCCAUCUGGUGGUUCAACCAGCUGAGAUGCGUGCUGUGUUAAGGAUACAAAAGAGAUGUCAGCCUUGGCCUGUGUCUCCCACCCCAGGAGUGCAAGGCCCUGACUCCACCUAGUCUUCUCUUCUCCACUCAGACCCAUUUUGGGCCCAGUUUGAGGGGAGCAUCUUUCAUAGGCACAAACCCAGGGCCAGGGUUAGUGCCAACAGAUGUCUUUGUAAAAUCCCAGUAAUCCUUGCCCUGCCUCCUUCACAGAACUGUGGUGAAGAAGGUUCUUUAGAAAGGUUACCUGCCCAAGAAGGAUGAUGCCUUGUUCACCCAGGAGGGUGUCAUGAAUAACAUGGAAAUAUGAGGGUAGGGAGCUGCUUAUACUGAGGACACUCACAAUGUGGCCUUUCAGAAAUCUAUGGGAGAGUUUCCUCUUCCAGUUUACUAAUUUGUUCUCCACCCUAAUAAUUUAACUCUUUCAGUCAAAAAAGGGACUGAGUUGAGAAAUAGGGUACAUUUAGCUUCUCAGUGGAAUUUCAUGGUGCCUUAAUUGUUAAAUGGUAGCAUUCUAUUUAACGUGUUACCACUUUUUAUUAAAAGUUUGGAUAGUUUAAAGAGAGGUGGCUCAGAUAAGUGUAUGUUUCAUUCAGAGAACUUGUCUCUAAAAUUGCUGAACAUACUGAACCCGAUUACAUUUUAAGUAUGUCCAAGUCCUUUGUAUACAAGCAUUUUUGCUGUUUAAAAAUAUGUGAUAAUAUGAUUGUAUUAGAAAUUGAGGUGAAAAUCAUCAUGUGGGUUAUUUUGUAAUGGUUUAAUUUUGUUUAUUUGUAUAUUUAAUUACCUUAAUAAAGAUAUAAGUAGACACAGUAAAAGAUUUAUAAUCAUGAAAUUAAAAGUUUAAAAUGCCUGGUAAAAUAAAAUUUUAAGACAACAUGUUUACAACUGGUAACAACUGCCAAGUAUUUUUGUCAAUUUAAAACCACCAUCGAGGUGUGUACCUGAUUGUGUGUAUUAGAGGUGGAUGGAAAAGUUUGAAAGCUGGACUAUAGCUUCACUGCCUCUGAAGGAAAAUGGCAGCGUGAUGGUGAUGUC